CUUCUUCAUUUCCUCUUUUGAGGGCAGGAGCCUUUCCUUUAUAAAUGUCAGAAACCACUUCUGUUCUUGUCUUGACUUGUCUUCCCUUUGAAGCUCAGCUGUAUUUGCUAACACUGUCACGCAAUGUUUCCCAAUGCGUCUCUUCGCAUCUCUUCCAAGAAAGAGGAGGCAACCACAGUGGACAUUGACGCCAUCAUGGACAACGUCUCCAUCGUCCUCUACACGCUGACCGUUGUGCUCGGCAUCACGGGGAACUCAGUGGUGAUCUGGGUGGCUGGAUUCAAGCUCAAGCCAAAGGUCACCAACGUGUGGCUGGUGAAUCUGGCCAUAGCCGACCUGAUCUUCUGCUUCACACGGGUUUUCUCCCUCACGAAGAAGCUCUUCUUCGACCACUGGCCCUUUGGCAUCUUCCUCUGCAAGUUCAACGGCUUCUUCAAAUAUGCCAACAUGUUCUGCUCUGUGUUCCUGUUGGCUGUGAUCAGUUUGGACCGAGCGCUCUGCAUCUGGCAGCCCGUCUUCACCAAGCGUCGACGCACCCUGUGGGCCGCGAGGGUGGUGGCUGCCUGCGUCUGGGUCGUUGCGAUCAUCUUCAGUACUCCGUACUUCAUCUACCGCCAAGUGUACCUGGGGAAGAACAACCUGAGUAAAUGCUCUCUGGACGUGAAGGAGGCGGCGCAGGGGGACAACACCGCAAAACUGGCUCUCUACUCCAUCCGCUUCCUGUGUGGCUUCUUGUUGCCCUUCAUGGUCAUCCUCAUCUGCUACAUCCUGGCCGGGGUUGGUAUUCGGCGCACCCGUCUGUCCGGGAAGUCUCGCCCCCUACGUAUAUUAGCAUCGUUAGUCGUGGCAUUCUUCCUGUGCUGGGCGCCGUACCACUGCCUCCUACUGGUGAAGAUGGUGGAUAGUAAGAACAUAGUGGUGAAGAUCUGGCACCCUAUAGCAUCGGGCAUCGCCUACUUUAACAGCUGUGUGAACCCGCUGUUGUACUUCUGCAUGGGGCUGGACGUGCGGGGGCGGUUCAGGCAGAGUCUGGCGGGGGUGUACAAGAGAGCUCUGGCGGACGACGUGGACGGACAGACGACCCAGUCCAACGAACGCUCUCUGGAUGACAGCACUGUGUCGAAACCCAGUACGGUUGCGGCUGCAGGAAGGAGUCAGACAGCAGUGGAUGUAGCUAAAGUUUGAGCCUCUCUCUGAUUUUAGUGAACACAUCUGUGAGCAUUUAAGAGCCACACUGGUGUUUUUUUUUAUGUUUUAACUCAUCAAAGUCACAGUGAAAUGAUUGGGCGGCUCAAAAUCAUUCAGGUAACUCUUUCACACCCUUGAGAUUGUAAGGUGUUAGAUGAAUAUGCUGUUGUGCAUUGCACCUACUGAUACAUAUAUUGCGUGUUCAUAUUCAUAAACAAAUUCAUAGCAAUAGUUCCAGUGGUGGCAGACUGGGGGAAGUACAGUGGGAGGUAGUAAAAGGUUAAACUGGUUUCUCUCAUCUGAGGUGUGAAAUUUCCAUGUGGUGCGAAUGUUGAUGAGAUCUGAAAGUUGCUUGAGAUGCAUAUUAUAUCGCAAUAGCAUCACACAUAUCAAGAUGUGGGUCAAAGUUUAUUGGUAAUGCAGUUGCAGAAAGGGAAGGGGUAAAACUUCUUUAAGCAGCCAAGUUGAGAUGGGGUCUAAGAGACAGGUUAAUGGCUUUAAUGAAAUAACUGAAGUUGGUAGGUGAAGGUCAGUGGGAGAAAAGCAGUCUGAGGUUGUACAGCUGUCGUUUUAAGAUAAAUCGGUACCUUUUGAGGGCAGGAGGUGAUGAGUUUAGUCUUUAAUAGUUAUUAUUUAAUCAUUAAAGAAGCUCAGUAGAGCUGUUACUCUGGAUGUUCUUUGUGCUUUAAGACGUCUUGCCAGACUACACGGGAUUCUUCCAGCUUAGUGGAACGCCAUUUCCUUUCAAAUGUUUGUGCUUUUUGCUUUAAUUCGGGGUUUUAGGGAUUAUACCAUUGGGGGCUUUGUUUUAUCAUCUUUUUAAGAGGGGUGAGUAAGUUAUCAUUUGCAGUGAGCUUGCAGCACUAUCAGCAACUCUAUCUUAGACGUUUGUACCUAAUUGGCAAAGACAUGUAAAACCACUGGUAUGGUCCUUGAAGAGGUGAGACAAUAUUUUUUUCAUCCACAAGCUAUGCAAGUUACUAAGUGUUUCUGGAGAUAUUUAUUCAAUGUGGUUUUGUUGUAUGUUUCUCUUUAUUUGUCCAAACUGAUCUGAUCUCGCAGCGAAGAGACUGAUUGAAUAAAUGUUCUCAAACUGGUACGUGUUGAUAUACUGGGAUCAGAGUCACAAGUCUUUAUGUUUCAUGUGAUUGAAGUCACAGAUGAAAAGUGGAACUGUGAUAAGUCUGGAGGAAGAGCGAGAAAGGCAGAGGGAAGUGAGACUAUUAAAAGGAACGCCUGUAAUGUCUUAAGUCAUGACACUGUCUGGUGUUCAGGGUUCAAACUGAAGGAUAGAAGAAUCAAAACUGAACAGUAACAACUCCAUUUCAAAUAAUCUGUCACUUGGUUUCUAUGCUUAUUUUCGGUUUCUACCAUCAGAAAUGCUCAAAAGGGUUUUGACAGCUAUGACUGUAACUGUAACGUCAGUACAGAAGUGGGAACAGAGUUUUAUGGCACACAUGGAUAAUAAAAUGAAGCCUAUAAGCUGGUCAACUAGUGCAAUGAACAUCAUUUCUUAGCAACCGGCUCAUAUAACACAGCUGCUGCUUUGUAGAUUACAUACACAGCAGUAGGAUUCACGUUUGUGCAAUCAGACUGUUUAUCUUGGAUCACAGUUCUGGUAAAAAAGUAGGUUUUAUGGUAUUUUUGUUCAGCUGUGUUCUGUAGCAGCAGCGUCAUGUUAAAUGUUGAUGUAAGCUCACAGUCUUUGAUUUAAAAUCCACUGCAAUGAAGGAUAGUAAGCUUUGUUCUACUACUUCUGUUUUCUGUAACAUUUCUGUAACAUUUCUAUAACACAAUAAUAUAUCUUUGUAAAUACUAUUAUUACAUUAUAUUGUAUUGUAAAACAAAAUAAAAGCUUUUCAAGUUGUGAGAAAUUACAGUUGUGUUAAACUUUUUAAUUAUGCAAAGGUUCGUCAACACCACUGCCAAAAGCUAUAACUAAUGUACCAGUGUUGGUGAAUAUCGAAGAGUGUUAUCUGUGUGAAAGACUCAUAAAUAAAGAUUUGUCUAUGACUAUUG
Messenger RNA from Dicentrarchus labrax (European seabass), 3207 nucleotides. RefSeq names its product C3a anaphylatoxin chemotactic receptor-like. Gene Ontology annotation, cellular component: plasma membrane. Lineage: Eukaryota; Metazoa; Chordata; Actinopteri; Moronidae. The record is from RefSeq and is a predicted model, not a curated record. Gene Ontology annotation, biological process: positive regulation of cytosolic calcium ion concentration; inflammatory response; phospholipase C-activating G protein-coupled receptor signaling pathway. Gene Ontology annotation, molecular function: complement receptor activity; G protein-coupled receptor activity.